UGGGAGUAGAAUGAUUGACACGGCAGCCAUUUUCCUGCUGGACGCCGUGUUCCCACCAUUGUGUGAGAGAUAGUAAAUACCGAAACUGCUAGACAACCAUAACAUUUAUUUCCUUGCGAAAAAACAUUUAUAUUCACGUCAGUAUAACUAACUCGUCAUGGCUCGUACCAAGCAGACCGCCCGUAAAUCCACUGGAGGGAAGGCUCCACGUAAGCAGCUGGCCACCAAGGCUGCCCGCAAGAGUGCGCCGUCCACCGGUGGGGUCAAGAAGCCCCAUCGUUACAGGCCCGGCACUGUGGCCCUGCGUGAGAUCCGUCGGUACCAGAAGUCCACUGAGCUGCUUAUCCGCAAGCUGCCCUUCCAACGCCUGGUGAGGGAGAUUGCUCAGGACUUCAAGACCGACCUGCGCUUUCAGAGCGCCGCCAUCGGAGCACUUCAGGAGGCCAGCGAGGCAUACCUGGUGGGUCUGUUUGAGGACACCAACCUGUGCGCCAUCCAUGCCAAGCGUGUCACCAUCAUGCCCAAAGACAUCCAGCUGGCACGCCGCAUCCGCGGAGAGCGUGCUUAGAUGCCGCCCUUCUUUCUUUUCUCUUUUCAAUGUUUCAGCUCUAUUCUCUUUUUUCUUUACCUCUAACUGUCCUCACCUUCGUUCCCUCGUUCCCCCCGCCCUACCAUCUCACUCCUCAGCCCCCUCUCCCUGUAUUCUUCUUGGUAGACUUUAGAGUAACGGUGAUUAUGACGAGAUAGAAACGUGUUUGAAAAGUCUCGUUUCUCAUAGUUUUUGUCUUCAGCAGAUGCUUUAGGGUACCUUUUUUGUGCAUGUAGUAGGUGUCGCUGAUCAGACAAAUACACACACACACACACACACAUGCUUAGAACCAUGCAUCCUCAGCUCUCCUACAACAAAACUCUGCUCUGAUUGACCAGGGGAGAUAUCAGGCAUGUGUGUGUUUUGUGACAGGCGUCGGGUUUCUGCAACACUCACACACACACACACACACACACACACACACACACACACACACACACACACACACACACACACACACAGGUGUGCAGACCAGAGGGGUGUCGCUCCGGGGCUAGUCUGCUUAAGGGGAGUGGCAACUUCCACAGCAGGGUGCUACUUAAACUAACCCCGGGGCCUCUGCCCUGUCUGACCACCUCCCAAUCUCACCCACUUCCUGCUCCAUCCUCUACAACUGAUCUGGGGUACUUUCCCCAUGCACCCUCCAGCCCACCACAGCCAGACCCCAACCCCUUCCCUGCCUGAUCCCUAUCCAGACCUUCCACACUCUCCUGCCCCUCUAAAUUGAUGGUUGGGGGGUGCUUGUCUGUGGAGCACCGUUAGUCUGUUGGUGUGAGAGCUCUGAUCAGCCAAGCAAAUUGUAUUCAAAAGCAAACAAGUAUCUCUUCUUGGCUACUUAAUUUUUAUUAUUAUUAUUACUAUCAUUUUGGAUAUGGUGUCUUUAAAAAAUAUAUAAUUCAUACAUAUAUUUUCUUUUUACAACUGCCAGAGAUGUAAAAAUAGGAAUAAGAAAAAACUAAGUGGUUGACGUUUUAAGACAUGGGAAACUCUUGUUUUUACAGAAUUAUUUUUAAACCAAUCAGGAAGAGCUCUGUUUCAUAAGAGAGCUCCUAUUCCAAUGGCAGCCACACGGGGCCGAUAUAUACCAGCCCCCUUCCUAUUUCGUUUUUCUCACUAUCAAUUUGUCAUUAUCCAUGAUGCUACUGUCAAUCUCUUUACCCGAUCUCUGUCUCUUAAGGUAAGCAUUAGAGUUGUCACACCUGUAUAAAUUGACUUUGUAGUAGCAAGAGUUACUCUGCACAUUUGGGUUAUUUUCUGUUGCUCUCACUUCUCUAGCUCUGACCAUAGAAUCUGUCCUUUUCCUCGAAAUUUGUGAUACAGUAUAACCUCAUGUUUUUUUUUCUUAUAUUUUUUCUUAUUCCUCCAGAUUUUCAGAUGUUUAAAUAAGCUGAUGUUUGUAUUUUCCAAAUUUCUCAUUAUGGUGGUAAUAAAUAGAUAUACAAAAUGGG
This is a messenger RNA of Salvelinus fontinalis (brook trout), 2037 nucleotides long. RefSeq names its product histone H3.3A. The transcript has 4 exons. NCBI's taxonomy places the organism in Eukaryota, Metazoa, Chordata, Actinopteri, Salmoniformes, Salmonidae. Gene Ontology annotation, molecular function: structural constituent of chromatin; protein heterodimerization activity; DNA binding. Bases 158 to 568 code for a protein of 136 amino acids. Gene Ontology annotation, cellular component: nucleosome. The record is from RefSeq and is a predicted model, not a curated record.